UGGCAUAAUUAACAUGAGGGCACUCUGGCUGCCGCGGGUUCAGUCACAAAGACUCCAAGGAAACAAGCCUUCAAAGAGGCAGCUGGUAAUAAAUGACUAGUGAGCUACAGAGGAGGCCAGAUGAGAUGGUGAGAGCAGGCGCCCUUGACCAGGGACUGGCAUGAAGCCCCAGAACCAAAGGAGGCUGAGGACUCGGAUCACAAAAGUGGAGGGAAGCCGCUGAAUGAAGCACACGGGACGGGAAGCUGGGCCUGCAGCAGGGGAGCCGUCAUUAACACGGGCCACCGUCCAGCGCCGUGAGCCUCAAAGCAGGAGCCGCGCAUCAGCCUCUCCUCUGACAACUGUCAGCCUCUGCUGCCACCUGCCCAGGCCUGUCACUGCACCUCUCAGCAGGCCGGGGAAGGUUGAGAACCAGACUGUUCUUCCUUUUGUGUGGAUACACAGGAACGCUGAUACACGUCAACACCCACACCCACAGAGGAACAGCUACACACACAUGGACUGGCACAGGGGGCAGAGAAUGAAAGAAGGCAUGUCGAAUAACAGCACCACUAGCAUCUCCCAAGCGCGGAAGGCCGUCGAGCAGCUUAAGAUGGAAGCCUGUAUGGACAGGGUGAAGAACUUCCUAGGAGUCAUGACAGUGCUGCUGGCUUGUGAGUUCUUUUAAAAGAACAAAAUGUAUUCUUUAUGGUUCCAUUUUUUCCCCAAGAUAAAACACAUACGGCUGAGUUAUCCACAACCCAAAGAGAAAAUUCUAAAGCGAAAGCCAGUCAUUGUUAAAACAGAAGAUGAGUGGGGCUCAAAUAUCACAGUGUUCCCUGUGGGAAAUGGAAAAAGAGCAAAAUCAGGGAGCCCAUCGUGUUCUCAUAGGUCACUGACAGCUGAUUCACAGGGUCCAGAGAAAGUCCAGGGAAGGGAUAUGAUUAAGAUGAUAAAAGAUGUGAAGGUUGAAAGAAUGACAUUUCUAAAAGAAAAUAAAUAUAAAUGAUGCCCUACGACCCAGCCAGAAGUCAAGGCAGUGCUUACCAAUUUUGCCUUUCCCGUGUGCCUCGUCUGAACCCUGGUGGUGCCCCUCCGUUGCCCCACUUUCUGCUAGUUUAACAAUUCAGCUGUGAGCCUUUCCAUUGCUGUCUCCUCCUCUCCCAGACACGUCCACGGAUCUCCCCCGGACCGCCUUACACGGUAACUUUCUACCAUCAGAUUUAGAAAUCAAUUCAAAGAGAGGGGGGUGUGAAUGAGCAACUCUAGAACAGCCAUCAGAUCAAGGGAGGAAAAUCUUUGACUUAAAACAAAGAGAAGAACAUUAAAUAGUAGAACAAGAAGGCAAAAGGUGUCUUUUGAAAAAGACAAAAGACGCUUCCUGUUGGAGAAGACUCAGGGUCGGAGCACUGUGGGUAUCAAAUCGCCCCAAUAAUUUCGGAGAACCCUCCUCAUGUCUGCUUCUCAGUGCCCUCCCAGGAAGUAGCCAGAUGACCAAUGAAGAGCCCACCGUGCGUAUAACAGCAUCCAUUCUGUCACUGAGUCACAAGCCAGCAGGUAAUGCUAUCCCCAUUUACGGGAGUGAAAACUGAGUGCCAGGGUGUUGGUCUUGCCCAGAAUGACGCAGCUCAUUAGUGCGGAGUGCAGCUCUGUCAGAGAGGCCGUUUCUUGACUCACAACCCAGUCCUUUUUCCAGAAGAGAUGCCGCUGGCUUUCUAGAACCCCUAGAGCCUAGACUCUACUUGUUACAUUCGUCUUUCACCUCUGAGUAAGUCACAGAAACCUCUUCAGUGACUCACUGGUUCCCAAAUAAAUUACUCUUGUGGUGAACUCACAAAAUGGUUGAAUUAUGGUUUCCUUUCUGGAAAAUCGGGAUAUGUCAAAAUUGAGAGGUAGUCGGAGUCAUAUAGGACGUGUACCAACCUCUUUCAAGGGGCGCCCGGG
This is a messenger RNA of Felis catus (domestic cat), 1923 nucleotides long. It is a transcript of the gene GNG4, whose product is annotated as G protein subunit gamma 4. Gene Ontology annotation, molecular function: G-protein beta-subunit binding. Gene Ontology annotation, biological process: G protein-coupled receptor signaling pathway. The record is from RefSeq and is a predicted model, not a curated record. Gene Ontology annotation, cellular component: heterotrimeric G-protein complex. NCBI's taxonomy places the organism in Eukaryota, Metazoa, Chordata, Mammalia, Carnivora, Felidae. The coding region runs from base 224 to 667 and encodes 147 amino acids. The transcript is spliced from 5 exons.